Molecule: messenger RNA, 300 nt
Organism: Monoraphidium neglectum
Lineage: Eukaryota; Viridiplantae; Chlorophyta; Chlorophyceae; Sphaeropleales; Selenastraceae
Exons: 4
Coding region: 1-300 (99 amino acids)
Source: RefSeq, a predicted model, not a curated record
AUGGCCAUUGCCCCCCUGCCCGCCCCCGGAUUCGUGUCCAAGGAUGACGUGAAGGAGGCCGAGCGCGUGAAGCUGAACGAGGAGAUCAAGAAGAUCGGCGUCUGGUGGAACACCAACCACCCUGACGGUCCCACGUUCUUGUUCACGGACCUGGGCUUUGAUGGGCCCAUGGACUUUUGGAAGAUGAGCAUCGCGGAGCGGGCGCAGUGGCUGGACGACGGCCUCCACCUCACGCCGAAGGCAUACGACAAGAUGGGAGAUUUCAUCGCCAACGCCCUGCUCCCGCACCUCAAGAAGUGA